AUGUGCAGAUUAUAUGGAGAUGAGAGUGAGACAAUUGAACAUGCACUACUUAACUGCUGUUAUGUCAAACAAGUGUGGAGGAUUGCCCCAAUCCAAUGGGAAGGAAUGAUGGACCAACAGGGAUGCUUCAGGAAAUGGUGGACCAAUGUUGCAGAAGCAAAAUCAAGAAGUGAAGGAAAUGAGCACCUAUCCUUAACUGUUAAUAUUCUUUGGCAAAUCUGGAAGAGUAGGAAUGAGAAAGAAUUCAAUGGGAAACAACAUCCCUCAAUUAGGACAGUACAGAAAGCUCAGGAGGAAUGGCUGGAAUUUGUGGAAGCUACAGCAAAGGCAUCAAGAAUGAGCACAGAAGAAACAGGUACUCAGGAGACAUUUUUACAGCAAGAGGAAAUGAUUGAAGACACACUGAGCUUGAGAAUUGCUUCAAAAAAGAUGCAAAACAGCCCCCACAUAGGAAUAAGGAUAACAAUAUCCCUGAACAACCAGGAACCUGCGAGAGACUGGGGACUGCACGAGAGAAGCACAAGCCACCAGCUCAUAGAUGAUCUAGCAGUUGUCAAACUUUUGAUGAGUAAAGCUGCAAUGCAGGAGUGGAGGAAGAUUCUGAUCCAGACGGAUAGUAAACAAGUUCUCAAGCUUAUUCUGAACAGCAAAACUCAGGACAUGCAUUUGGCCACCUUGCUGGAGGAUAUCCAUCAUUUAAAGUCUUUGUUUCGCAUGUGCUCCUUUUGUUUAGUUAGUAAAGAUUUUAAUCAUCUUAGUGACAAGAUUAGUGGUUAUGCAGUAGGCAUAUUGCAAGACGAGGAACUCUGGUUCCCUCAGUGCCAUGGUGCACUGAUUGUGUAG
Coffea eugenioides is the source of this 843-nucleotide messenger RNA. RefSeq lists its product as uncharacterized. The transcript has a single exon. The record is from RefSeq and is a predicted model, not a curated record. NCBI's taxonomy places the organism in Eukaryota, Viridiplantae, Streptophyta, Magnoliopsida, Gentianales, Rubiaceae. Gene Ontology annotation, molecular function: nucleic acid binding; RNA-DNA hybrid ribonuclease activity. The coding region runs from base 1 to 843 and encodes 280 amino acids.